Molecule: messenger RNA, 3559 nt
Organism: Pelodiscus sinensis (Chinese soft-shelled turtle)
Lineage: Eukaryota; Metazoa; Chordata; Testudines; Trionychidae
Source: RefSeq, a predicted model, not a curated record
AAGAAGGCCCCGGUUUGGAGUGGCAGCUGGAAAAGAGGUUUUAGGGAUGGACAUGUUUGCUGCUGUUGCUUCCAUGGCUCGCUCCAUAUUUGGAAAACAAACAGCCUCCCAGCUGCUCCUUUUUGAAUCUUUCUCCUCCAUCCUUCUCUUUGAAGGAGUGGAGAGGGUCCUGUUAGAGAAGGAGCUAAGUGGCCCAGGUGAGGCUAGUUGUUUCAGAGGAGGAAGUGGAACCACUCCAUUUUUCAAAAGAAGGGAAGUAGGAGCAGAGCAAUUCCUGCUCCUCUCCUCCUGCUCAGUGUGUUAGAAGAGCAUUGGUGCUGGAUCUUGUCUGCUCCCUGUUCUUCCAUCGUCUGUAAAACGUGGAGUUUCUCUGUUAUCUUCUCCCUCUUCAAAAUCAACAAGUGGCUUCUGGACUGCUUAACUACUUCCCUUGGGGGGCCUCUGUUCCUUCAAGGGGCGGAAAGGGGGAAAGGAGCAGACAGCCUAAUGCAAGGUGUGGAGUUACUCAGACCCAGAAUGAUGGAGCAGCUGAAACAAUGCAUCAGACUCUACUGACAACCGUUAAUAUAAUGAGGUUGCACAGAUCUCAAGGGCAGAAUGUGGCCUACAGAAUCCAUUACUGUUGGUGAUCUGUGAACUUGGCAUUCAGAUCAAAGGCUGAGGUUCCCAGCUCCAGAGCACCCACAGAAUCAGCACCUAUGUCUCAUCCAUCUUGUCUGGGAUCCUGGGAUCAGAUGCAGGGCUACCCUACUGAGAUACCUGCACUGCAUAUCUUUUUACUGGAAGAUCCCGUACACUGCUUCAGGGAUGCUGAAAGAUGGAGCUCCAAGCAUGUGAAGGUGUGGGCCCAGGGAACAGAAGAUGAGCAUCUGUGGGAUGAAAAGCCAAGGUUUAUAUAGUUGUGACUGCAACUGGUGGAUUCAGCAAGUCACAGGUACCAAACCAAGGACAUGCUGUCCUAGGAAAUCCCUGCUCAUCUUGGGGUUCCUCUUUGCUUCAGCGGCAAUUGCAUUAGUCGCGAUGGCAGUGACUCAGAACAAGCCUCUCCCAAAGAAUAUUAAGUACGGGAUUGUGCUAGAUGCUGGUUCAUCUCACACUAACCUGUAUGUGUAUGAGUGGCCAGCGGAGAAGGAGAAUGACACUGGGGUGGUGCACCAAGUAGAAGUGUGUACAGUACAAGGCUCAGGGAUCUCAGGUUACUCCAAAGACCCGGAUGAAGCUGGCCUCUCCCUCCAGAACUGCAUAAAAAGAGCUCAGGAGAUGGUUCCAGAACAGCAGCACAGAGAUACCCCUGUCUACCUUGGGGCUACAGCUGGCAUGAGGCUGCUCAGCUUGCAGAACAGAAGUGUAGCUGACAGAGUCCUCUCUGCAGUAGAGAACAUGCUGCGCUCAUCCCCCUUCGACUUUCAGGGUGCCAGAGUCAUCAGUGGUCAGGAAGAAGGCGCCUAUGGCUGGAUCACCAUUAAUUACCUGUUGGGCAACUUCAAGCAGACUGGCUGGCUGGACUUUCUGCCUCACCUGCAAUCCAGCAGUGGGACAUCAGGGGCCCUGGACCUCGGUGGAGCCUCCACCCAGAUCACCUUUGUACCAGACCACGAGCCUAUUGAAUCUCAAGAGAACUCACUGCACUUCCGUCUCUAUGGAAAGAGCUACAACGUGUACACGCACAGCUUCCUGUGCUACGGGAAGGACCAGGCUCUGCGCCUGAAGCUGGCUGGUGACCUGCAGAGCACACAGAAUGGCAGCCUUCUGGAUCCGUGCUUUCACCCAGGGUAUUUCAGGGUUAUGAAUACAAGUGACCUCUACACAAGCCCCUGUACAGCUAAUGGUGAGCAGCAGCUUCCAUUCAGACGGCUUCACCUCCAGGGGAAUGGGGAUUACCAAGUGUGCCGAAAGGCCAUCCAGAAGAUCUUCAACACUAGCCAUUGCCCUUACUCCAGCUGCUCCUUCAAUGGGAUUUUCCUGCCUCCGUUGCAAGGGAAGUUUGGGGCAUUUUCUGCUUUCUACUUUGUGAUGAACUUUUUAAACCUGACAACAGAGAAGAGCCCAGUCCCUCUGAACAGAGUGACAAGCACCGUGCAAAGAUUCUGCUCCAGGCCUUGGAAUGAGGUAAAGGCAGAAUUUCCUAAUAUAAAAGAGAAGUACCUGAGUGAAUAUUGUUUCUCUGGGGCCUACAUCCUCUCCCUGCUGGAGAAUGGCUAUGGAUUUACUGCAGAGAAAUGGCAAAACAUCCAGUUCCUCGGGAAGAUUGGCAGCAGUGAUGCAGGCUGGACUCUGGGCUACAUGCUGAACCUGACAAACAUGAUCCCUGCAGAGAAGCCCCCGACACGCCCCCUCUCCCAUGCCAGUUAUGUGGGGCUCAUGGUGUUUUGCUCUCUGGUGCUGGUGGCUGUGCUCCUGCUUGGCUGCUUUAUCUUCCACAAGCCAAAGUGCCUGCAGAAGGGACUUAUUUAGGGAGAGGCAUAUCCUGCAGUGGAGGCAGUAAUGGGCCUCUGCCACUCUAGCUGUGGCACAGAGAUCUGAGGUCACCUCCAGAGCCAGCCUUACUCAGCAGAGUCCUUCCCGCCUUUCACUGAAGCUAUUGACUGUACAAGGGCAUUCAGUCUUCUCCUCUGGCUCACACCUGCACUGAUGGACGCUGGGAUACCACAGGCUCCUCUCCUCUCUGUGGAAAUGUAUCUUGCUGGGGUCUCUUCUUGAAUGGGCUGCAUAAAACAGCAGCUUUUGGGCCCCCUUUGCUGCUUGUUUUUUCUGGUCUUGCUUAAUCAAAGACAGCAGUAACCGCUGAGGGAAUCCCUGUGAUGUGUGGGCUGUGGAGCUAAUCUCAGGGUUACCCAGGAAACAGGAAGCCAUUUCACUGUGCUGAGAUCUAGUUCCUUUCUCUGGGAGAGUCCCCACAGCUGCUUAGCACCAGUCCACAACACCGCAAACCAAGCCUGUUGCUCUGGGCCAUCUGCAGCUCCUCAGGAGCAAGCCAUGUCUUCGCUCUGCCUGUCAUGGAAAACCUGGAUCUAGCCACAACCGGCCCCCAAUCUGGGACAAACAGAUGUGAGAGGGAAAGGCACAGAAGAUCUUGGGUCUGGAGGAGGCCAGCAGCCUUGGCUGAGCCCUGGCAACAAACCUGAAAUACUAGGAGGCCAAAUGUUCCUUCCACAGAAGAUUCCAGUCUAUAUGAAAGGAAACCUCUUCCCACCUCCACAACUUAUCAUGGGCCCGUAGCAGGCCCCUGAUGUAAGGAACCUGUCAAAUCUGGUCACACAAAUUCUUAGCCAGACACCACUGAUCUCUCCAGAAAGAACUCAUGCUGGGCAAGGAUCACCUGCAAACAGCUGGGAUUGAUACUGUACCCGGAGGCAGCGUUCCUGGACACUGGACCCAACAGCACACAGACAAGAUUCCGGUCCUUGCAGCUGGACCUCUCUCUGGCAGUACUAAUCACACAGGAACAUAGGCCCAAUGGAAGGCCUUUAAAAGACAUCUGGGACCAGUGAGAAACAAGCAAAUGUUGAUGAAUUGAUUUGUGUUUUGUUUUUGCAACGUGCAUGAAAAUUACUCACUA